AUGAGUGCUGCCACCGGGUCAUUCUAUAGUAUGGUGAAUCCAGACACACCGAACUUGAUUGUGAAUCUAGAGGAUAAUCCUCUCAUCCCAUGGUAUUAUCCUCUUUAUGAUUACACAAGUAAUUGUAUAAAUCCAAGAUUUUUUGAUAACAUAACAAUGCUGUUUAAUAUUGCCAUUGGGGUAUUUGCCAGCUACCAAUUGUUCAAAUCAUAUAAUAGUCAGCUUAGCUUAGGAAAUCCAUUCGAAUCAAGAAGUUGUGGAGUGAAACAUUUUUUGAAAAUUGAAUGUAUAACGCUACAGAUCUUUAUCCAUUUUAUACAACUACUAAGUGAUAACGGUAGUAGAUAUUCAGCUUCAAAUCUAGUUGUCCUUUUAAUUAUUCUUCCCUUGCAUAUCAUUGAGCCUACCCGCUCUAUUCAUCAAUUAGCAUCUCUUUUAUUUUAUUGGUUAGGAAAUUGCAUAAUAGUCAUGAUCCCCUUGAUCCAGGAUAUUUUUUCCAAUCAUCCCAUUUUAAACAAAUCAAAGUCAGUUUGGUUUUUCACUUCAGAAAUAGUUUUAUGUUUGAACACAUAUUUGAUUUUUUUAUUACAAACUCGGUUCUGGAAACCAAGUAAGGAAUUGGUGGAAUACUAUUUACUAAAUGACGCCGACCUCCGAUCUAUAAGAAACAUCUUGAGUCACUGGACUUUUACCUGGGUUCAGUCUUUUAUUACCGAGAUAUAUUUAAAGGACUCAGCUUCUAUAGAAGAGCUACCUAGGGCUCCCGGUGACACCAAAUGUGAAGUUACACUGAAGAGACUUGAAAAUCAUUGGAGCUUGCAGUUACCGAGAAGAAGACCUCUGCUACUAAUCGCAUUACUAAGUAGUUUCAACUAUUUAAUCGUUUCUGCAACAUCCUAUGACCUUAUUGAUACUUUACUUUCUUUGUUACAGCCUUUAAUCUUACAAAGGCUAAUUCUUUAUUUUAGUCAAUAUAAAAAAGAACAAAAGCCAAUAAUUAUUGCAUAUUUUUUAGCUGUUUUGAUGCUAAUAGUUGCAUUUACUAGAACAAUUGUGUCAAAUCAGUCAAUCAGUUUUCAGAGAAGAUCUGAUUUUAUCAUCCAAUCUUCGCUUAUGGGAAUGAUUUAUAAAAAAAUCAUAAAUUUAAACUAUGCAAAGAAAACUAAAAAAACAGGUGAUAUACUCAAUCAUGCUUCAAUGGAUGUUGCUUUAGCCAGAAGUUGUAUCGAGAGUAUUCAAAAGUUUAUCGAAGCCAUGAUAAAACUAAUACUUUGUGUUCUUCCUUUAUAUAAAUUUUUAGGACCAGCAAUAUGGGGUGUCUUAUUAGCAGCUUUAAUAACAAUUCCAUUGGCUAUAUUUACUGAAAUGUCUUUGCUGCCAGCUUUCAACCAGCUACUGAAAUACCGGGAUCAAAGAACAUCAAUCAUGAACGAUAUCUUACUGUCAAUCAAAGGUAUCAAACUUUAUGCUAGAGAAGAACCCAUGCUAAAUAAAUUGAAUGAAAUAAGAUUGAAUAAAGAAUUGAAAGAAACAAAGAAAAUAGGUUUGAUUAAUUCGUUCGUGACAUUCGUUUGGGGUUUAAUUCCUUUCUUCAUGAUGGUAUCUGGAUUAGUUAUUUCAGUUCACAUGUACGAUCAAGAAUUAUCAGCACAUGUUAUUUUUCCAACUUUGUCAGUUCUUGCAUCCAUUUCGAACACUAUUUGUGAUUUACCUCGUUUGAUAUCAUACGGUAUUCAAGCUCGUAAAUCAUUUGACAGACUUGCAAGCUUUUUUCUCAUGGAUGAAUUCAAUGAUACUGUUAUAAGGAAUAAACCAUCGAGUGAAGCGCAUGUCUGCAUCAACAUAACUAAUUCUCAAUUCUCAUGGACGAAACCCGAAUAUUCUGAUGUAAUUGAUAAUAGCAAUGUUGCAUUAUCAGUUGACGAAUUUAAUGUCAACCAUGGAGAGACGGUUUGUCUAGUUGGUAAGUUUGGAAGUGGUAAAACUACAUUACUACGAAGCUUGUUAGGCGAAAUGUAUCUUGUAAACAAUACCAAAUCAGUUAUAGAAGUAAGAGGCUCAAUCGCUUAUUGCCCCCAAAACCCAUGCAUUAUACAUAAUACAAUCAGAGAAAAUAUUCUAUUUGGCCUUGAAUAUGAUGCAAAAGUUUUUUGGGAAGUGAUAGAAUUAUGUCAAUUACAUGAUGAUUUGAAUAGCUUCCCUUACAAUGAUAAGACCGUUGUGUCUGAAGGGGAAUCAUUAUCAGGUGGACAAAAAUCAAGGAUCUCUUUAGCCAGGGCUAUAUACUCCAGAUCAGACAUUUAUCUUUUUGAUGACAUAUUAGCAUCUAUCGAUUUACGUAUUGGAAAACUUAUCUUGGAAAAUAUUUUAGGAGAAAAUGGGAUUUUAAGAAAUAAGACUGUUUUAUUCGUUACAAAUUCGAUAUCAGUCAUUGAGAAAUCGACAAAAGUUGUAUUUCUAAGAAAAGGUAAGAUCAUUGGUGAAGAAAAAUAUCAAGACUUCGGAAACGCUAAGGAUGCAGCGGUGACCAAAAUGAUAAAAGAAUUGAAUGAUCAAGCUACAUUAGUUCAACCUAUUUCUUCUGUUUCUGAGUCCAAUGCUUCUUCCAACACCGUAUCAAAUGAACUGAUAAGGUCGUCACAGGCAUCAAUAUCAGAAUCAUCUUUGGGUUCCAUCUAUAGUAGUGAGCUUGAAGAUUAUGAUGUAAAUCAUAUCCAUCAAGAAGAUGAUGAUACCGAAGAAGAAGAGGAAGAUUUACUUUAUUUGGAACAUCAGCUCACUCGAGAGACCUCUGGUCGGUUAAGUUUCAUAUCAAGAGAUUAUACCCAUAGUGGAACUAGUAUUCAAAGCAGAACACUCAAGAAAAUUCCGACUUUAGAAGAAACAAUCAAAGGUAAGUUUAAAUCAACUUUUCUCAUUGAGUUUCUCAGAGCAUGCCAUUUAGGAAAUAUUGUCAUAUAUUUAUCGUUGAUUUUUUUAAUGAACUAUUCACUUACAUUUUUUCCAGAUGAAAAGAAAUACGAUAGAUAUAUAUUUAUCUACUUUGAAUUGGGUAUCUUGAAAUACUUGAUUGAAAUGGUUGCUUCGUACUUUCUUUGGACGUUUUGUAUAACUGGAGGACUAUUCACAUUUCAUGACAAGCUUAUCAGAUCGAUAAUUUAUUCACCUUUGGAAUUUUUCCAAAAUAAUUCAAACGGUCGUAUAAUGAACAGGUUCACAAAUGAUUUAAGAACUCUUGAUAUGUAUUUCCCCAUAAACUUGAGUGAUUUUGUGGUUUCGAGUUUGAAUAUUUUAGCAAUCUUUGUUGUUUUGAUUAUAAACAUUCCAAUGAUGUUAAUAUUUGUUCUUAUAAUGCUAUUUGUUUAUUUAUUGAUCAGGUUAUAUUUGUCACCAACUAUAAGAGAAUUACAAAGAUUGCAAAGUGCUAUGAUUAGCCCAGUACUUUCACAUAUACAAGAAACCAUUCAAGGAUUGGAAACUUUGAGAGCUUAUAAUCAGAUAAACAGAUACGACACCAAGAACACCAACACUUUAAAUAACUUAUUAGGUGUUGAGCAAGCCUUAUCUUCAACUAAUAGAUGGUUAGCCGUUAGAUUGGAACUGAUUUCAAAUUUAAUUACUUUUUUGAUUGUUGUAUUUCUGAUACAUUCAUUGGGUUCCAGUAAACAAAUAAAUCCAGAAAUUUUAGGUUUAUUAGUAACAUAUUCUUUGACACUAUCAACGACUUUAGAUAGUACGAUCAAGAUAAGUACCGACUUACAAGCAGAAAUGAUUUCACUCGAAAGAAUCAUGGAAUAUAUCAAUUUAGAAACAGAAGAUCCAUUGAAGCAUGAAUUAGUUCCAUAUAAAGAUUGGCCGCGUGAAGGAAGUAUAAAGUUUGUUAAUUUUACAUUGAAAUAUGCAAAUAGCAUAAAGCCAGUUUUGAAAAACAUCAACUGUGAAAUCACUCCUGGGACUAAAGUAAGUUUAGUUGGCAAAACUGGAGCAGGGAAAUCCACAUUUACUUUAGCAAUCUUUAGACUUUUAAAUCCCAUGGGAGGAAAGAUUGAAAUAGAUGGGAUCAAUAUUGCUAAAAUUGGACUUUAUGAAUUAAGGCAUAAACUCAGUAUAGUUCCCCAAGGAAGUCAAACUAUUAUUGGAAGCGUUCGAGAUAAACUUGAUCCUUGUAAACAGUUCAACGAUGACCAACUUUGGAAAGUAUUAGAACUAGUUAAAUUGAAAAAUCAUGUUCAGAGACUUGGGUCAUUAGAUGUCCAAUUUGAUGAGUCUGGCAAUAAUUUUUCCUUAGGUCAAAAAAACUUACUUUCUUUAGCAAGAUCUCUAUUGGUACCUUCGAAGAUAUUAGUACUCGACGAAGCUACAUCAUCGCUUGAUUUAAACACGGUUCGAAUCAUAAGAGAUGUCAUCAAGAAUGAAUUUCAAAAUUCAACAAUCAUUACCAUAGCGCACAGACUAGAUACAAUCAUGGACAGUGACAAGGUUUUACUAUUGGAGAACGGAGAAGUUGUUGAAUUUGACCUGCCUUUGAUCUUAUUAAAGGAUGCAAAUUCCAAAUUUUUCAAUUUUUGCGCAGAGGGUCUUAUAGAUUGA
Molecule: messenger RNA, 4590 nt
Organism: Hyphopichia burtonii NRRL Y-1933
Lineage: Eukaryota; Fungi; Ascomycota; Pichiomycetes; Serinales; Debaryomycetaceae
Exons: 2
Coding region: 1-4590 (1529 amino acids)
Biological process (GO): transmembrane transport
Cellular component (GO): membrane
Molecular function (GO): bilirubin transmembrane transporter activity; ABC-type transporter activity; ATP hydrolysis activity
Source: RefSeq, a predicted model, not a curated record